Molecule: messenger RNA, 1062 nt
Organism: Venustampulla echinocandica
Lineage: Eukaryota; Fungi; Ascomycota; Leotiomycetes; Helotiales; Pleuroascaceae
Exons: 2
Coding region: 1-1062 (353 amino acids)
Cellular component (GO): membrane
Source: RefSeq, a predicted model, not a curated record
AUGUCUUCUACUACCCUCAACCCAACUGCCACAUCUACCUCGACCGCAACACCAUCAUGUAUCAGCGUCGUCCCCGACAAGAACGGCUACGUCCCCGAAUGGGCGUGUGAUGCCAACUACAGCUAUUACCCAUCCUUUGGCGGAGCGCUUUUCUUCGCCGUGGCCUUCGGCAUCACCACCUUCCUCCACAUCUACCAAGCAUUCUAUUACAAAAAAUGGCGCCUCUGCUGGGUUAUCGUCAUGGGCAGCGCAUGGGAAUUUGCCAGCUUUGCCACGCGCGCAGCAGGCACCAGAAACCAGCAAUCCCUACCUCUAGCUUUCGUUUCGCAGAUUCUGUUCCUGCUGGCGCCGAUGUGGGUCAAUGCUUUUGACUACAUGGUCGUGGGUCGGAUGAUAUACUUCUUUGUGCCCGAGCAAAAGAUUUGGGGCAUUAGAGGGAUCAAAAUUGCGAAGAUCUUUGUGUGGCUGGAUGUUCUAUCUUUCCUUACCCAGCUUGGAGGUGGUGCUUUAAUCCAGCCCGGUCAAGACCCAAAAACAUUGAUGGCUGGUAUUCACGUGUACAUGGGUGGUAUCGGGCUCCAAGAACUCUUCAUCCUGUUCUUCACGGCGAUCGGAAUUAAAUUCUUCCUCACAAUGAAGAAAGCUGAGGCUUCAAUGGCCGGCACGAGCAAUCAAAUCCUCGACGGCCGCCCCCACAACUGGAGACCUUUGCUAUUCGCACUAUAUGCCUCCUUGAUGAUGAUUACCGUGCGUAUCAUCUUCCGCCUCGUCGAAUUCUCUGCCGGUAUCGAGCCAGGAGACAACCCCAUCCCCUACACCGAGGCAUACCAGUUCUGCCUGGACGCACUGCCCAUGCUACUUGCGAUUUCCAUAAUGAACGUCGUGCAUCCCGGACGCAUCCUAAAGGGAGAGGGAAGCGAGUUCCCCAAGGGCCCAACGAGAAAGGAGAAGAAGGAGCUGAAGCGCAUCAAGAAGGAGGAGAAGCUAGCAAAGAAGGAGGAGAAGAAGGCGGCAAAGGAGGAGAGGAAAGCAGAAAAGAUGCAACGGAAUUUAGGAGUAUGA